UGCAGCCCCCUGGGCCAGUAUCAUGAUACCAGGCGCUUUCGUCAGCUGUUAUGCCCUGACCUCUCUUGUGAGGUCUGUAAUAAUGUAACCGCUGAGGUCAAUCAGCUGCUGUUCCCAGAUGGCCUGGAAGAUGCUACUCCUUCUGCAUCCCCUUUGGCUUCCGGAGAUUCUGUGACUAAGUCAUCAUCCACUUUGUCCUCUGCCUUCUCAGCAGUAUCUCCAGGAGACCUAACACCAGCUCCUCUGCCUGAGCCUUUCCCACCGCCGCCCCGAAUUCUCUCACCUAACCCAAUGACACCCUUAGCCGACUUUCUGUCACCUUCACCACUGGGUCACUCUCUGCCAACAGAGCCUUUUCCUCCCUUGGAAUCCGCAUUCCCAGCGGCCCAUUCCCCACCCCCACUUCUUGCAUUUUUCCCUCUCCCACCACAUGACACUCUGAGAGUGGAUCCUCUUCUCCAAGCAGAGGCCACUUUGACUCUGAAUACCAUC
Molecule: messenger RNA, 492 nt
Organism: Pteropus alecto (black flying fox)
Lineage: Eukaryota; Metazoa; Chordata; Mammalia; Chiroptera; Pteropodidae
Product: spermatogenesis-associated protein 31D3-like
Exons: 1
Source: RefSeq, a predicted model, not a curated record